Molecule: messenger RNA, 1494 nt
Organism: Letharia columbiana
Lineage: Eukaryota; Fungi; Ascomycota; Lecanoromycetes; Lecanorales; Parmeliaceae
Exons: 3
Coding region: 1-1494 (497 amino acids)
Molecular function (GO): oxidoreductase activity; heme binding
Source: RefSeq, a predicted model, not a curated record
AUGUCUUCUAAUCCCUCCCAUACACUGAGCUUCCAUGAUUUGAAAAGACACAACAACGACCGCGAUUGCUGGAUUGCCGUGCAUUCCAAAAUAUACGAUAUCACGAACUACCUAGACUCUCACCCAGGCGGCUCUUCGAUCAUACUCAGAUAUGCUGGAAGCGACGCAACCGCAGCUUACGAUGAGAUCCACGCUCCGGGCAUCAUAGAGGAAGCUCUACCGCCCGAGUGUUACAAAGGACUCCUGGAUCAGGCCGAGGUGGUCAAUCUGCCUCCGGAACAAAAGGAAGAUAUGGAGACCAUCGAAAAGACAACAGGACAAUCUACCUCGACGGAGACUUAUACGAAGCCCGAACUUUUCAAACUCAUCUCCACACAAGACUUCGUGGACGUAGCCCGCAAUACUUUGACACCGAAAGCAUGGGCCUUCUACUCCUCCGCAGCUACCGAUCUGGUCACGCACCAUUGGAACUCGGACGUAUACAGAAGAAUCAUGCUACGCCCUCGAGUGAUGCGGAAUGUGGCAAAAGCCGAAACGCGGCGCUCAAUCCUAGGCUGCCCCAGCUCGGCGCCUUUCUUCAUCAGUCCGGCAGCCAUGGCUCGGCUUGCCCAUCCCGACGGUGAACUUGCCUUGGCCAGGGGUUGUGCAAGUGAAGGCCUCAUCCAAGUGAUAUCAAACAACGCAUCCUACCCCCUCGCCUCCGUCAUCCAAGCAGGCUGCACCAACCAGCCCUUCUUCUUCCAACUCUACGUCAACGCCGACCGCGCCAAAACCACGCAACUGCUGCGCAAAGCCCGCGAGCUGGGCGUGAAGGCCAUCUUCGUCACCGUCGACGCCCACGUGCCGGGGAAGCGCGAGGCGGACGAGCGCAUCGCGGCCGAGAACGUAUCCUCGGCCAUCAGCGGCGCCGUGGCUUCCAACGACCGGAAAGGCGGCGGGAUGGGGAGGCUCAUGGGGCAGUACAUCGAUAAGACGCUGAGCUGGGACGACAUCCCCUGGAUCCAGCAGACGUCGCGGCUGCCGGUUGUCGUCAAGGGGAUCCAGAGCGCCGCGGACGCGAAGAGAGCGGUCGAGUACGGCGUCCAGGGCAUCGUGCUCUCGAACCACGGCGGCCGCUCCCUCGACACGGCACAACCGUCCAUGCUUACAUUGCUGGAGUUGCACCGCAUCUGCCCCGAGAUCUUCCACCGGUGUGAAGUCUACGUCGACGGUGGAAUCACGCGGGGUACUGACAUAUUGAAAGCGCUCGCGCUCGGGGCAACGGCCGUGGGGAUCGGUCGGCCGUUUCUGUACAGUUUGUGCUACGGGCAAGAGGGCGUGGAGCAUCUGAGUCAGAUAUUGAAGGAUGAGUUGGAGACGAGCAUGCGAUUGGCCGGGAUUACGGACGUCGGACAGGCGGGGCCGGGGCUGGUGAAUACACGGGAUGUGGAUUAUUUGGUGCCGGGUAGUGAGGAGCACGAUUGGAUUAGGUGGAGGCCGAAGGCGAAGAUGUAG